AUGGCACCAAAAAUAAAGAGCCCCAAAAUACCAAAGAAAGCAAGAAAAAAAAGAGUACAUCAUAAGCUCAUCGAUGAGGAAUUUGAUUAUGAGGAGGAGGAACUCCUGCUUAGAAAGCAAAAGGAGAAGCAAUGUCCAAAGAAACCUUCGCUACCUCUACCCAUUGAAGUGGAGGAUAGUGAUGAUACUGUGACUACAACACCACCAGAAAGUGUAGCUUCUAAAUGUACUGCCUCUGAGCAAGAGGGUUCUGAACAACAUGAGUCUGACCAUGCCGAAUUUAAAGAAGAUGAGCAGGAAGGGUAUGAGGAGUUUGAGUCUGAGGGAACAACAUCUAGAUCCCCAUCUGCUGAACAACAGGAUGAUGAAGAGUCUAUAGCUCGGGGAACAUGUCAGGCCAAGCAUGAAUCUAAGGAAGAAAUUCCAAUGCUUGACCUCACUGGUGACUCACUAAAGAAAAAAAAGAAGAAAAUUAAGAAGAAAGGUAAGGGAAAGAGAGAGAGGCCUGACAGUGAUGAAGAUCAAAAAACAGAGGAGAGGGUAAGAAAGAAAAAGGAGAAGGAGGAGUUCAAAAGGGCAGAAAUUGAAUCCUUAGUUGAUAACGAGAAAUGA
Molecule: messenger RNA, 612 nt
Organism: Capsicum annuum
Lineage: Eukaryota; Viridiplantae; Streptophyta; Magnoliopsida; Solanales; Solanaceae
Product: pre-mRNA-splicing factor SLU7-like
Exons: 2
Coding region: 1-612 (203 amino acids)
Source: RefSeq, a predicted model, not a curated record